Urocitellus parryii (Arctic ground squirrel) is the source of this 2466-nucleotide messenger RNA. Its product is annotated as protocadherin beta-5-like. Gene Ontology annotation, molecular function: calcium ion binding. NCBI's taxonomy places the organism in Eukaryota, Metazoa, Chordata, Mammalia, Rodentia, Sciuridae. Gene Ontology annotation, biological process: homophilic cell-cell adhesion. Gene Ontology annotation, cellular component: plasma membrane. The record is from RefSeq and is a predicted model, not a curated record.
CAAGAUUAUUUAACCAAAUCGUCUGAGUGGACUGUAUACCGAGUUGAAGGAACUGCACCUUCUGGACGGAUUUGAACAAUGCAGACUGCUCUAGCAAAAUCCCCGCAGAAAAGGCAAGUCAUUUUUCUUGCUAUGCUGUUGUUUUUGUGGGAGGUUGAUUCUGAGGCAAUUAGAUAUUCCAUUCCAGAAGAAACAGAAAGUGGCUACUCUGUGGCCAACCUGGCAAAAGAUCUGGGGCUCAGGGUGGGGGAACUGGCCACUCGGGGUGCGAGAAUCCAUCACAAAGGCAGCAAACAGCUCUUACAGCUCGAUGUAAAAACCGGCAAUUUGCUUCUACAGGAAAAACUAGACAGAGAGGUGCUGUGUGGGGCUACAGAACCCUGCAUUUUGCAUUUCCAGCUGUUACUCAAAAACCCGAUGCAGUUGUUUCAAAUUGAUGUGCAACUCACAGAUGUAAAUGACCAUUCUCCAGAGUUCCUAGACAGGGAAAUGUUCCUUAGAAUCCCAGAGAGUGCCCAGCCAGGGACUGUGUUUCCUUUGAAAUCAGCUCAGGACUUGGACAUGGGUAGCAACAGUGUUCAGAACUACACAAUCAGCCCCAAUUCCAAUUUUCGUGUUGCUACUCACAAUCGUGGAGAUGGCAGAAAAUACCCAGAGCUGGUGUUGGACAAAGCUCUGGACCGGGAGGAAGAGUCUGAGCUCAGUUUAACCCUCACAGCGCUGGAUGGUGGGAUGCCACCCAGGUCUGGGACUGUCACAGUACACAUUGAAGUAGUAGAUAUGAAUGAUAAUGCCCCGGAAUUUUUACAAUCCCUGUAUGAAGUACAGGUUCCUGAGAACAGUCCCAUAAACUCGUUAGUUCUCAUUGUAUCUGCUCGAGAUUUAGAUUCAGGAAAUUAUGGUAGUGUUGCCUACUCCUUAUUUGAAGGUGAUGAAGUUUCUCAACCAUUUGUAAUAGACAAAYUARCAGGAGAAAUUAGUCUGCAAAGGGCAUUGGAUUUUGAGGCAACCCAACAUUAUAUCAUAGAAAUUGCAGCCACAGAUGGAGGAGGCCUUUCAGGAGAAUGCACUGUGGCCAUAGAAGUGGUGGAUGUGAAUGACAAUGCUCCUGAACUAACCAUGUCGACACUCAGCAGCUCUAUACCAGAAAACUCCCCAGAGACUGUAGUUGCUAUUUUCAGCGUUUCUGAUCCAGACUCUGGGGACAAUGGUAGGAUGGUUUGCUCCAUAGAAAACAAUCUCCCCUUCCUCUUGAAGCCCACAUUUAAGAACUUUUAUACCUUGGUGACAGAGAAGCCACUGGACAGAGAGAGCAGAGCAGAGUACAACAUCACCAUCACCAUCACUGACUUGGGGACACCCAGGUUGAAAACUGAACACAGCAUAAGGAUCCUCGUCUCUGAUGUCAAUGACAAUGCCCCUGCCUUCUUCCAAAUUUCAUACACGCUGUUGGUGCGCGAGAACAACCAGCCAGCCCUGCACAUGGGCAGUGUCAGCGCCACAGACAGAGACUCAGGCACCAAUGCCCAGAUCACCUACUCGCUGCUGCCAACCCAGGACCCGCACCUGCCUCUUGCCCGGCUGGUCUCCAUCAACGCAGACAAUGGGCAGCUGUUCGCGCUGAGGGCGCUGGACUUCGAGACCCUGCAGGCAUUCGAGUUCCACGUGGUCGCCACAGAUCAAGGCUCACCCGCGCUCAGCAGCCAGGCGCUGGUGCGAGUGGUGGUGCUGGAUAACAAUGACAACUCGCCCUUCGUGCUGUAUCCAAUGCAGAACGCCUCUGCGCCCUGCACCGAGCUGGUGCCCAGAGCGGCAGAGCAGGGCUACCUGGUCACCAAGGUGGUGGCGGUGGAUGGAGACUCGGGCCAGAACGCCUGGCUGUCAUACCAGCUGCUCAAGGCCACGGAGCCAGGGCUGUUUGGCGUGUGGGCGCACAAUGGCGAGGUGCGCACCRCCAGGCUGYUGAGYGAGCGCGAYGCRGCCAGGCACAGGCUGGUGGUGCUGGUCAAGGACAAUGGCGAGCCUCCGCUGUCUGCCAGCGUCACGCUGCACGUGCUGCUGGUGGAUGGCUUCUCCCAGCCCUACCUGCCGCUUCCGGAAGUGGCGCCCGAGCGCACGCAGGGGGACUUGCUCACUGUCUAUUUGGUCAUCGCCUUGGCCUCUGUGUCAUCUCUCUUCCUCUUCUCUGUGCUGGUGUUCGUGGCAGUGAGGCUGUGUAGGAGGCGCAGGGCUGCGCCUCUGGGUGUCUGCUCUGCUCCUGAGGGCGAACUUUCUGGCCACCUGGUGGAUGUCCGUGGCACUGGGACACUGUCGCAGAGCUUCCAGUAUGAAGUGUGUCUCUCUGGAGGCUCAGGAACAAAUGAGUUCAAAUUCCUUAAACCGAUAUUCCCCAAAUUGCCGCCUCAGGGGCCUGAUGAAGAUACAGUAGAAAAUGCUACUUUAGGGAAUAUCCUUCGAUUCCCAUAG